UAAAUUCAACACUACAAAUUAGAUAUUUAAACUAGCUUUAGUUUUCCACCGGAAAUGACUGACAUGCAUUUGCUGUCAUGUGAUAAACAUUUUUCACCGCACUGAAGUGCGGCGUAGCGUUCGGUUUCCCCAAACUAAGAAAUGUUUCUCUGCCACAGCCUGCUAAAUUGCAGUUAGCUUCAGUUAUGGAAGUGACUGACAGUAGCUUAAUGUAAACGUGUAUAUUUCCGUUCAAGUGUUGAAGAAAAUUCACGGAUAUAACCUGUUUGGAACCUGUCCAUCACCAGCACCAUGGAACCCACAGCCUCUGGAAUGUUCUGUAACAGAAUGCUCAGUAUGGUAAACGCGGAGGAUGUCAACGCCAUCAUCCAAGCCCAAAGGCACAUGCUGGACCGCUUUGAAAAGACCAAUGAGAUGCUAAUCAACUUCAACGGGCUGUCCAACGUGCGGCUGCUGCAGAUGAACGAACACUUCCUGCUUCACACACGCACCCUGGUGGAGAUGAAGAAAGACUUGGACAGCAUCUUUAGGAGAAUCAGGACGUUAAAGGGCAAGAUCGCCAAGCAGUACCCAGAGGCCUUCAGCAAUGUCCACGAGUCGCCUAUCCUGGAGGAGGACGACGACGAGUUUGAUCUCAUCCCGCCCAGCGUUGCCGCGACGAUCACCACUGCCAUGUCGGAGCAGAGCACAGAGUCAUGUGACACAAGCCCCGACGUCAUUUCCCCAACCGUGAGCCGGUGUUCUGAAGACCUCUCCCAGGAGCAGGCCGACACGCCUACCUCUGACCCAGCCCUGCCUAGCCCUGAGAUGGGCGUGCUGAGGGAUGAGGGUCCGGACUCGGUGCCUGCAGAGUAGAGCCUUCAUAACCCAGGCCUAGAGCUCUACUUGGUUCCUUGCUAAGUAGAGCCUUCGUAACCCAGGCCUAGAGCUCUACUUAGUACUCGCAGAGUAGAGCCUUUGUAACCCAGGCCUAGAGCUCUACUUAGUACCUGCAGAGUAGAGUCUUCGUAACCCAGACCUAGAGCUCUACUUAGUACCUGCAGAGUAGAGCCUUCGUAACCCAGACCUAGAGCUCUAUUCAGUGCCUGCGGAGUAGAGCCUUCGUAAGCCCGGCCUAGGGCUCUAUUCAGUACCUGCAGAGUAGAGCCUCUGUAAAACAGGCCUAGGCCUUGGGUUGGCUCAGUAGCUGUAGAUUAGAUACUCCUACAUACAAAAGUAUGUGGACACCCCUUCAAAGUAGUGAAUUUGGCUAUUUCAGCCCCACCCUUUGCUGCCAAGUGUAUAAAAUCGAGCACACAGCCAUGCAAUCUCCAUAGACAAACAGUGCCGGUAGAAUGGCCUUACUGAAGAGCUCAGUGACUUUCAACAUGGCACCGUCAUAGGAUGCCACCUUUCCAAGUCAGUUCAUAAAAUGUCUGCCCUGCUCGAGCUUUCCCGGUCAACUGUAAGUGCUCUUAUUGUGAAGUGGGAACGUCUAUGAGCAACAAAGGCUCAGUUGCAAAGUGGUAGGCCACACAAGCUUAAAGAAUGGGACCGCCGAGUGCUGAAGCACGUAGCGCUUAAAAAUAGUUGAAACACUCACUACUGAGUUCCAAAUUGCCUCUGGAAGCAACGUCGGCACAAGAACUGUUCGUUGGGCACUUCAUGAAAUGGGUUUCCAUGGCCGCGCAGCCGCACACAAGCCUAAGAUCACCAUGCACAAUGCCAAGCGUCGGCUGGAGUGGUGUAAAGCUCGCCACCAUUGGUCUCUGGAGCAGGAGAAAUGCGUUCUGUGGAGUGAUGAAUCACGCUUCAUAUCUUGUAGUCUGACGGAAGAAUCUGGGUUUGCCGGAUGCCAGGAGAACGCUACCUGCCCCAAUGCAUAAUGCCAACUGUAAAGUUUGAUGGAGGAGGAAUAAUGGUCUGGGGCUGUUUUUCAUGGUUCGGGCUAGGCCCCUUAGAUCCAGUGAAGGGAAAUCUUAACACUACAGCAUACAAUGACAUUCUAGACAAUUCUGUGCUUCCGACUUUGUGGCAACAGUUUUGGAAAGGCCCUUUCCUGUUUCAACAUGACAAUGCCCCCGUGCACAAAGCGAGGUCCAUGCUGAAAUUAUUUGUCAAGAUUGGUGUGGAAGAACUUGACUGGCCUGCUCAGAGCCCUGACUUCAACCUCAUCGAACACCUUGGGAUGAAUUGGAACCCCAACUGCGAGCCAGUUCUAAUCGCCAAACAUCAAUGCUCGACCUCACUAAUGCUCUUGUGGCUGAAUGGAAGCAAAUUCCCUCAGCAAUGUACAUCAUCUAGUGGAAAGUCUUACCAGAAGAGUGAAUGCUGUUCUAGUAGCAAAGGGAGACCCAACACCAUAUUAAUGCCCAUGAUUUUGCGACGACAAGGUGUCCACAUACUUUUGGUAAUUUAGUGUAGAAGCCCCAAGCUGCAGCAGAAGGUCAAUGUGAUUGAUUCGCUUUUGAGUUUUGACCCGCUAUCUGGCUAGUCAAGUCUGACUGCUGUUCACCUGUAACUGCCAAGACUCUUAGAAGAGUACAUCCCUUUUGAAGAUAUGCUUGUCCAGCACUCUCCCCUAAGCAUUGAAGAAGAUACUUGAAUUGGUGUUGUUUUGAAGAACUGAAUCCUUUACUGCUGACCCAGGAGGACUGCCCCCCCCCCCAGUUAUUCAUUGUUUGUGUACACAGGAGAGUCUCUCCCUAUCAUUAUUUGUUUAGCUUGGAAAUAUUGUACUCCUUUAAUGAGGUGGUGAACUCUGGGCAUGGGCAAGCCUAUUGGAAGCCAGCUUUUAAUCAAUGGUUACGGCCUGCCAAAAUAUGUUUUUGAGUAAUACAUACCUCAAAUGUGGUUUACCCUACUGAAACAUCACACCGCAAAUAGACUUUGUUUUUAAACAUGUAAAAUGUGAGUUGCUCCGUAGAAGAGUUCAUUCAGUAUUAUUGUUCUCCAUUGUUUCUCAGAUAUGCUAUUUUAUUUUGUUGGGUUAACUUGAGCUCAAGUACUAGGCUACAUUGUUAAUCUGUAAAUGAUCUCUCGAUUUAAGUGGCUAGCUAAAGCUCUUUUAAGUGUUUAUCAGUAUCAAAUUGGAAAAAUGUUGUGUAUUUACUUGAAUUGCUGAAGUAUAUGAAUUGGUUUGUUUAACAGUUAAAUUAUUAAAAUAUGACAACUCAA
This is a messenger RNA of Oncorhynchus mykiss (rainbow trout), 3156 nucleotides long. Its product is annotated as kxDL motif-containing protein 1. Gene Ontology annotation, cellular component: BORC complex. The record is from RefSeq and is a predicted model, not a curated record. NCBI's taxonomy places the organism in Eukaryota, Metazoa, Chordata, Actinopteri, Salmoniformes, Salmonidae. Gene Ontology annotation, biological process: lysosome localization.